Molecule: messenger RNA, 920 nt
Organism: Oncorhynchus nerka (sockeye salmon)
Lineage: Eukaryota; Metazoa; Chordata; Actinopteri; Salmoniformes; Salmonidae
Gene: ngfa
Product: nerve growth factor a (beta polypeptide)
Biological process (GO): negative regulation of neuron apoptotic process; cell surface receptor protein tyrosine kinase signaling pathway; memory
Cellular component (GO): axon; synaptic vesicle; dendrite
Molecular function (GO): nerve growth factor receptor binding; growth factor activity
Source: RefSeq, a predicted model, not a curated record
AUAUUUUCCCCCUUUCACUGGGAUCUGUCUCUCACUGGGGGGAGGAGAGAGGAAGAGAGGGACAGACGGAAAGCAUAGACGGAGGACGUGUGCCCAUGAGGUCGUUGCUGUUGGUGCUUCUGCUGAUUGGCGUCCAGGCUGUACUGAACAUGGGAGGUGUCCUGGGCCCGGUGGCAACCAGCCACAGCGCAGAACACCACACAGUAGCCAAUGGCAGAGCAAAACAGCAGCGGGCGGCCCGCCUCUCAGUGUCACCUCAGCAGGAGCAGCAGACUCAGCAGAGACCCAGCCGGACCAGACAGGCCCACAGGCCAGCCUCUCUACCCCAGGGCAGGAUCUCUUCCCUGGGCCACUCUGAGACAGGCUCCCCCUCUACCUCCUCCAUCCCGGAGGUGGACACCAAACUGUUCGGCAAGCGGCUCUACCACUCCUCACCGCGCGUCGUCUUCAGUGACGUACCCCCCUCUCACCACGGCCUGGGGGGGGAGACGGGGGAAGAGGAGGGAGAGGAGGAAGUGGGGAGGGUGACGGGUGGGGGAGUGAGGGUGAGGCGGAAGGCGGGGGGGCAGCCCAUGCACAGGGGGGAGUACUCCGUGUGCGACAGCAUCAGCGUGUGGUUGGGGAACCUGACCAAGGCCACAGACAUCGCCGGCAACGAGGUGGAGGUUCUGCCAGAGGUGAAGAUAGACAACGUUCGCAAGAGACAGUUCUUCUACGAGACCACCUGCCGUGUGGCCACACCCCCGGGGGCGAGGGCCAAAUCAGGGUGCCGCGGCAUCGACAGCCCCUCACACUGGAACUCGUACUGCACCAGCACGCACCGUACGUGCUCGCUCACCAAGUCAAGGCAGAUGGCGUGGAGGCUGAUACGCAUCAGCGCGCGUGUGUGCGUCCUCAGCCGCAAGUCCUGGAGGCAUUGA